GGUGCUGCAGAGAGGGGCGGCGCUGCUCACGGGAGUGUGUGAGCUGUGCGCCGCCGUCGCGGCGCCCUCCGCGCUGCCGCGUGCGCACCGGCCCCACUCUGCGACGCGCGAGCCCAACGGGUCGAGCAGCAGCCCUCCCGGGCCGGAGGAGGUGGCUGCGGUCGCGCAGGCGCUGCAGCUCCUCUCGUGCUGGGUCGCGGGCCGGUGCUGGCUGGGCAAGCUCCUCGCCGAGCGGGCGGAGCAGGUCUGGGACACGCUGCACGCGCGUGGUGGCGCGCGGCUCGACGCGGCGCUCAUCCUCUCUCGCGAGGCUGUGCGCGCAAACUUCGCCGCCAGCAAAACCAUCGACGCGCUCAGCCGGCACAAGGCGGCGGCGGCACAUUUGCUCGCGGCGGCUCGCGCGAAGGCGACGGCUGCCGAGACCGUCGCGGGGGGCGUCCCGGCGGCGUCGCUGCACCCGCUGCCGCGACUGGCGGCGGAGGUGGCCUGGGACGCAGAGACGAGGCCGCAGCCGGACGCCCAAGGAGCAAGGGCCGAGCCGGUAGCGGCUGGGGAGGCUUGCGCCGCCGCCACUGCUUCGGCCUCUCCUGCCGUUGCCGUCGCCGCUGCUGCCACCGCCGCUGCCACCGCCGCUGCCACUGCUGCUGCGACGGCGGCCGCCGCCGAGGCUGCGCGCGCCGUGGAGGAGGUAGAGGUUGCUGUAGAGCGGCGGCGUGCAGCCGUGGUGAGGGCGCGCGCGGUGGUGUCGCUGCUCGAGGCUGCGGUCGGGCUCGGCGACGCGAUGCUCGGCGAGCUCGCGGGAAGGCAGCGGCGCGGCGCCGCUGUCUUCGCCGUCGCGUCGCGGUGCGGAUGGGAGGGGCUGCGCCCGAGCGGCGCGGCGCUGCUCGAGCAG
Molecule: messenger RNA, 892 nt
Organism: Emiliania huxleyi CCMP1516
Lineage: Eukaryota; Haptophyta; Isochrysidales; Noelaerhabdaceae
Exons: 5
Source: RefSeq, a predicted model, not a curated record